AUGUGGGGCCGUCUGAUCGAGAAGAAGUUUGACCUCCUUGCAAGUCAAGCUGCUCAAGAGCAGCAGGUCGCGACCAAGGAUACCGGCGCCUUGCUACGCCGCUUCUAUAAAUCACGAAAACGUCAAGAUGUACUCGAGCAACAAGAAAGAUUCUUGCAUCUGUUAUCUCCGCGACAGGGUCAAAUAGACGCAAUAUGGAGAAGGGAAAGGAAACGCGGAACCACGAACUGGAUACUCGAAACUCCUCAGUACAAGUCUUGGAAAACUGCCACUCAACCCGUGCUGAGGGUUACUGGCCACCUUGGCUGUGGUAAAACCGUAGCCCUCGCGAACAUUAUAUCCGAUCUUGCUAUGGCUAACAUCAAGUGCGGCGGCUUUAUCUGCAAAAGGGAUGACCCAAGCAUGCUUAAAGGCGUAACAAUUCUGGGUAGUAUUGCCUAUCAGUUAGUGCAAUCAAUCACAGUCUACCGAGACUGGGAAGCAUUAUUCCAAUCGAGUGCCAGCGAUCUCGGUGGAUCAAUGACCAUCUCUUCUAUCAUACAGUUGCUCCAGAAUCUCUUACCACAAAGCAAGACCUUCCAUAUUGUACUUGACGGACUGCAGGAGUGUGCAAAGGAGGAAGUUGAAGUCGUUUUGGAAGCGAUAUCCGACCUGCGCAAGUCACACCGCGUGUCUGUGUGCUUUUCGACAACGCUGGAUGGUCUUUCAGUUGAACUUACCGAAAACUAUCUUGGCACAGCUAAUGUUCUCUGUUUGAACGAUUCCCACCGCGAUUCGGAAAUUAAGGAGUAUAUCAGAAAGGAGGUGAAAAGGAGAAAUGCCGUUCGUCAGCCUCCCUUAAAUGGCGAGCUGGAGAAUUUGGUAAUAGAGCAGCUGACAAUGGGGGCCCAAGGAAUGUAUCUCUGGGUAUCGCUCCACCUAGAAACUAUCUUUCCACCCUAUAACGAUGGCAUCUUGACCGACGAGUCUGUGCUUAACAUCUUACAUCACUUGCCGCAGGAUCUCCCCGAAGCUUUUGAUCAAGCUCUUGGUCGAAUCUCUGAUCGACGAUACGGCGAUCGGAUAUUCCAGCUGGUCGCCGUCGCGGAAACCCCUCUUUCCGGAGAACAGCUCAAUGUUGCUCUUACUGUUCAACCUGGCAAUAUCAUGUGGGACGGGACCAAGUUACCGCGCAGUUCCAAGCAGGUUGUCGCCCGCUGUGGUGGGGGCUUACUACAAGUCGACGAAGAAGACGGCUGCGUGCGGUUCAUCCACCAUAGUGUGGUAUCGCAUAUGGGUAGUCUAAGGGUAGGAAUAGACGGCAGACGGCUCGCUCGAAGCUGGAUCGUGGACGCCGAAACGUUUAUGGGAUCCGUGUGUGUAACGUACCUCAACUUUCCCGACUUUGAUCGACCGCAUCUAACCCAUGAAGAUGGACCUAACGUCGACGUACUCUGGAGAACAUUGGUGAAUAAUCGGCCACCACAUGUUUUGAUACCUUGGGCUCAAUCGUUGGACCCAAUGGGCGAUAAAGGAGGGAUGUUGGAUUAUGCCAUUCGCCACUCGCAUGCAUACCUUUACCGCUUUAUGAUGAGUCCUCCCUUCAUUCUGGCAGCCUAUUGUCUUGCCUUGUUGCUGAACGAUGUUAUGGAGGACGAAGAUACCAGAUUGUUGGACAUAACGUCUCAUAAAAUUCAGGAAAAUACUUAUGCAUUGGGGAUGGCAAGAGACUUCGAGGAAACUAAGGCCGAGAACGUGACGGAUCGUUUGUGGGAGUUGAUUGAAAUGGGAUGCUCAUCCAGAUACAACCCCUUGUCUGGCAUCUUUUGGGACUAUCGGUUUUCGGUGGUUAAUUGGGAAGGAGACGCACAAUACCUGGAGUUAUUGGCAUUUCGGUACGCUUUCCUUCAUAACAACUUCAACCUGGUUGUGAAGAUUGCAUCAAACUGUGCCGUCGAGUCAUCUGUUGUCGCGCAAGCAGUGGAAGAGACAAAACUACAAGCAAAGUCAUUGAUCCAUUCGAAGCUUCUUCCAGGUCGGCUGAAGGAGCCCACAAGUUAUGUGAUGGAGCAAGAGCUGGCUGAAGAUCCCACGUUGGCUGCGGCUCGCACAUACAUGGUGAACAAAGAAUACGACAAAGCACUGGACACAAUCCAAUGUUACACUAGACUCUCCGGCAUUGGUUCCAUCAACCACAAGCUCAUUUCUCAAAUUCACGUGCUUCAACAACGAAUGGUGCUGCGUUGGGUCAUUGACCAUCGAUGCGAGAAGGUUUUUCAAAGGCUAGCGUUCUUGCGGCAGGCGGUAUUGGACUGGCCGACAGUCCUGAUUUACGCCAUAACGACUUAUGCACAUGCAGGACCACCGAACGAUGAAGACUUGCAAAGCGAGCGCGAAAUUUUCUACGGGUUGCUCGAAGAAUUGAAACAGGUCGACCCUGAAGGCAAUCGCACCAUGGGCUCUGAGGGUACUUUGGACAUUGACCCAGGAUGGACAGCACUUCAUGCGGCAGCUCUAUGGCAAUCCUUUGCAGUCGAGGCUCUGAUAAACACUUGGCCCGACAUUGCAAAUUCAAGUACGAGGCUCGGACACACGCCUCUAGUCGUGGCAUUGUGCGGGCCCUUGGAAGAUUUAGGAGCCUCUUUGGCUGUCAGCGCUCUUCUCCGCGCCGGAGCUGACACAGGAGCUUUAUCGGCCUUUCCUUACCUUUCUCCACUGGACAUCUCAAUCGCGUACCGUCCACAUCGCAUAUCACGAUUGCUAAUUGAGUCUGGAGCAACAAGAGCUGAACUAGUGAAAGGCACCCAAGACCUGGCUGUUCAUACCUUGGUGGAGAGGAUUGCCUUGCUGGAAAGUCGAAUGGCCUUUGAGGGUAAUUCCACGGAGUGGGUAGAACAGACUCAAGGAGUUACCUCACUUGAGGAAUACUAUAGGAUCGGAUCUUCUGCGUGGAUGUGUCACAUUGCAUCAUGGCUGGGGAUGCCACUGUCACCAUGUCAACCAGGAGGUCUCCGAGCAACUAUUUGAGUUAGAAGGAUGCAAUGAGUUUCAUUCAGCGGACUCGCAUUGCAUUUGCGAAAACGAUCGAGACCUACCAGAUCCUGUUCUUUUGGCCAAGUUUGAAUCCAU
Molecule: messenger RNA, 3108 nt
Organism: Neurospora tetrasperma FGSC 2508
Lineage: Eukaryota; Fungi; Ascomycota; Sordariomycetes; Sordariales; Sordariaceae
Exons: 6
Coding region: 1-3006 (1001 amino acids)
Source: RefSeq, a predicted model, not a curated record